AUGAAUGGUGACAUCCCGUCAAUUCGCUUUUCUGAACGGCUGUUGCUUUCAGCUAAUAAGACCAAGGCUUUAACUGUGGUGGCUAAGCUUUUAGGUCGCCGAGUGAAUGUCAUUGCCCUUCAAAACAGGUUGCUUGCUCUGUGGAAACCAAAAGGUGGGAUGAAGUGCGUUGACAUUGAGAACGAUUAUUUUGAAAUCAGCUUUGUUAAUCCGACAGAUUUUUCGAAAGUGCUUGCAGAGGGUCCAUGGAUCGUUUUUGGACAUAACCUCACGAUCCAACCAUGGUCUCUUGCGUUUGAUCCCUCUAACCCUUAUCCGAGUUCCAUUGUGUCAUGGAUUCGAAUCCCCAACCUCCCCAGUUCUCUCUACCAUAAGCCUAUUCUCGAGCAAGUGGGUUCCAUGAUCGGCAAAGUCAUUAAAAUUGAUGAACGUACCCUUCUUGCCACAAGAGGUCGUUUUGCUUGGUUGGCUGUCACGGUGGAUCUCACGAAACCCUUGAUUACCAGGAUUUUAGUGAACGAGAAGCUUAAGGUCAUUGAAUAUGAGGCUCUCCCGAUCGUGUGCUUCCACUGUGGCGUUUAUGGUCACACUAAGGAUAAUUGCCCUAAGCUUAUCCCUCGGAAAAGGCAACAAUCUGGAAAUGGUAAGAAUGGAUCUGGUGGCGGGAAACGUGGAAAUUCCUCCAACGGCUCUCGAUUCAAUCCCCUCGCUAAAAAUCAGGAAAGCUCAUCUGGUCUUGCUGAUUCAAAGGAGAAUGACAAUAGAAAAGAAAUUAAAAGAGCCAAAGAUGGUGCCAAAAAUCCUGGUGAUAUGAAAGGAAAGAAAGAAGGCGUUGGAAAUAACAAAGGAAAGGAGGCGGUGGAAGAAAUUGUUAACCCUUUCUCUGGAAUUGAUUUAAAUGCCUUUCCAAUUAAUAAUGGGCCAUUUGUUGGACAAGCUGUGGAUGGUCCCCCUGGUUUUGUUAAUAACGGGCAUAAGGGCCGCACCGGAAAAAACAAUAUUCUGCCUAUUGCUUCUAGUUCGAAAGGAAGGGGGCCUACAACGCCAUCUAAUGGGGCCACAUCUACUGGGGUUAUCAUUAAGAAUGGAUCAGGCCUUGUGACUAGCAAGGGGGGUAGGUCCAGUCGUAGAAGAAAUCGGCCCAAACAGAUCAAUCUGGAUCCAGCUAAGCAUACCAUUGUUAAUUUGGAACCAAACAAAAGCCAAGUGAAUAAUGUCCAAGUUGUGGCUUCUGUAUCGCACACACAUGUUCAUCCAAAUUUUCCUAGCAAUUUCGAUCAAAAUCAUGGUAAUAAUGGUAUCGAUUUUUUAAUUCCUGUAACUGAUGCAGUUAAUGCGAUGGUGCAGGGCUUUAGCAUGGCCAUGGAGUCAGAUGAUGCUGCCAAGGAGAGUAACGGUUGUGGUCAUCCUCGAUUCGAUAAACACAUCAAAGAGUAUUCAUCUGAGUACAAUCCGGAUAUUGUAGCCUUACUUGAAACUCGUAUUAGUAGUAAUAAUGCCAAUGUUGUGAUCUCUAAACUUAAUUUCAACAGAUCUCAUAGGAUUGAAGCCCGUGGUUUUGCAGGUGGUAUAUGGAUUUGUUGGAAUGAUGCUGUACAACUCGAGGUGCUACAAAACCAUUUCCAAUUUGUACACUGUCGAGUAAAAAAGGGCCCUGUGGCAGAUUGGGCAUAUAUUUCUUUUGUUUAUGGAAGCCCACAAAGAGGCUCGAGGAAAUUUUUAUGGGAAGAAUUGAGUAAAAUUUCUCGUAAUUUAUCUAAUCCUUGGCUUCUUGCAGGUGAUUUUAAUGCUAUUCUUUGCAGAGAUGAGAAGAAAGGAAGCGCUUCACCUAACCUCGGGGGUGAAUCGGACUUUCAAAACUUUAUUUUUAAUGCGGGUCUUCGGGAUAUGGGAUUCAAGGGUCCUAAAUUUACGUGGUCAAGGGGAAACCUAUUCCAACGUCUGGAUCGGGCCCUUUGUAACUCUGCAUGGGAUCUUGCCUUCUCUCGAGCUACUGUCUACCACUUACACCAGCUUAAAUCGGAUCAUAGACCACUUCUAAUAUCUGUUGGCAAGAAUAAUAGACGUAACAGUGCUCGGCCGUUUCAUUUUUUUUCAGGUUGGCUCUCCCAUGAGGGGUUUGGGCAGCUAGUUCGUGACAAUUGGCAGACAGUUCAGAGUGCACCGGAGGCUGUUGAAGCUAUGAGGGAAAAAGCUAUUAUUUGGAAUAAGUCCACUUUCGGCAUUCUUGCUAGUCGAAAACGACAAAUCAUAGGCCGGCUUAAGGGGAUUCAGAAGGCGCUUGAAACUCAUAGAACCACCAACCUUAUUACCACUGAGAUUGAUCUUCGCGUGGAGCUUGAGGAGAUCUUGGACUAUGAGGAGUUGCUAUGGAAAUUGAAAUCGAGGGAUGAUUGGAUCUCUCUAGGCGAUCACAAUACCAAGUAUUACCAUAAUAAGACCCUUGCUCGGCGAAAGCUCAAUAGGAUUGAAGGGUUAAAGAUUGAUGGGGUUAAUUGA
Manihot esculenta (cassava) is the source of this 2499-nucleotide messenger RNA. RefSeq lists its product as uncharacterized. The transcript has 3 exons. The coding region runs from base 1 to 2499 and encodes 832 amino acids. Lineage: Eukaryota; Viridiplantae; Streptophyta; Magnoliopsida; Malpighiales; Euphorbiaceae. The record is from RefSeq and is a predicted model, not a curated record. Gene Ontology annotation, molecular function: zinc ion binding; catalytic activity; nucleic acid binding.